GCUAUCACUUUCUCUUACAUGAUUUGCAUUCUUAAAUUCAGUUUUGAGUUGAGAACUGAAAAUUGAAACUGAUUGAAACCCAAUAGAAUAGAAUUGACUGUAAUGCAAUGCAGUUCAACGACCUAGCUUAGAUAGUCAUAUUAAUUGUGCAAGCCUCACUUGUGAUCAUUAUUUUUGUUUCAGGUUUCAAGAUGUAUAUCAUUUGGAGGCUAGUUCCUCUACAAGAGAGUGCACUGUGUAGAUAAUUUUGCUUUACAAAGCCAAAGUAAUACUGCUUUAUUUUUGAAAAAUAGGGAAGAAUUUUUGGUGUGUAAAUGUAAGGUUCAGUUGACAUUCUACUUCACAAGAAACAUCUCAAAUUUCAGAAUGUGGAAUAUGUAAGAAAAGAAGCAUGAAGAAGAUAGCACACUGAAUGAAGGUGGAGCUGAGAUUUCUAUUUCAGGGUACAAACUAGCAAAAAGACUUGCUGAGAGUGGAGUCCAGGGUUCAGAUAUUGGAAUUAUUACCCAACAUGCUGCACAGGUGCUAUAGAGUGUACCAUGUUGUUGUCUUACAAAAGAUGUUGAGAAGCAAUGAGGAUAUAAGCCAAAGGGUGUAGAAAUAUCAACUGUUGCUUCAGAUGUUGAGAAGCAAUGAGGAUACGAGCUGGGAAAUUGAUGUUUUGAGGCUAUAUGUUGCACCCACUAUCCUAGUGUUGUUGCUGUGGCUUGUGAUGGACUUUGGAAGGUGUCAAUCCUUGGGUAGUCAAAACCUAGUGACCAAGUGGAGGAGAGAGAAUUGGCACUGUAGCAAAGAUAUUGGCACCUAUAUCUCAAGGCUCAAGGAUCAAGAAUUUGUGGUUUGUGCAUAGUGUCAACACUCAGGACCCAAGUGUUGAGACCCUUAGUUGCUGACAGCAUUUUUUAUGUAUGUUAUACUUGUACCCAUUCUCUACAUGCGGAUUAUCUUUAUAGGGGAUGAUUUUGAUCUGGACUAGGUCCCAAGAUUUUUCCCAAUUUGGGUUUUCUAAGUAAAAAUUUUGGUGUGAU
This is a messenger RNA of Rubroshorea leprosula, 1028 nucleotides long. The record is from the annotation of a GenBank genome assembly. Lineage: Eukaryota; Viridiplantae; Streptophyta; Magnoliopsida; Malvales; Dipterocarpaceae.